Messenger RNA from Scheffersomyces amazonensis, 1569 nucleotides. Its product is annotated as protein kinase. The transcript has a single exon. Bases 13 to 1464 code for a protein of 483 amino acids. Lineage: Eukaryota; Fungi; Ascomycota; Pichiomycetes; Serinales; Debaryomycetaceae. Gene Ontology annotation, cellular component: cytosol; preribosome, small subunit precursor. Gene Ontology annotation, biological process: maturation of SSU-rRNA. Gene Ontology annotation, molecular function: ATP binding; protein serine/threonine kinase activity. The record is from RefSeq and is a predicted model, not a curated record.
UGAAGACAAGACAUGUCGAUAGAUAGCAUAGUAGAAAAGUCUGAUAAGUUAAGCUUAGUAGAUAAAGACUUAAACACAGACUCAGACUCAGAUUCUGAGUUAGAAAUAACCAAUACUGAGAAUGGACAAUCUAAAACCAUCACUGAUAGAGCUGAGAUUGCAAAGAAAUAUGCAGACAAGAUAAAUGUUGAUCCUAUAAAGAAAGGUCCUAAAGUUACGAAAGAUAGAGCUAAUAGAGCUACUGUGGAACAAGUUCUAGAUCCAAGAACCAUGGCAUUUUUAGCAAAAAUAUUUAAUAAGAAUAUCAUAUCAAGAAUAAAUGGUUGUAUAAGUACUGGUAAAGAAGCAAAUGUAUAUCAUGGAGAUCAUGAAGAUCCAGAAGUCACCACUAAAGAAUAUGCCGUGAAAAUUUAUAAAACUUCUAUUUUGGUAUUUAAAGAUAGAGAAAGAUAUGUGGAUGGAGAAUUUAGAUUUAGAAAUACUAAAGGUCAAAGUAAUCCCAGAAAGAUGGUCAAAGUUUGGGCUGAAAAAGAAUUCCGUAAUUUAAAAAGAUUAUAUACUAAUGGGAUUCCAUGUCCUGAACCUGUAGAAUUAAGAUCACAUGUUUUAGUUAUGGAAUAUUUAACUAAGGGAAAGGGACAGCCAUCACCAAAAUUAAGAGAUCACCCUUUUAAGGAUGUUGAUGAAAUAGUUCAUUAUUAUCAACAAAUGUUAUUUUAUAUGAGAAGAAUGUAUCAAGAAUGUAAAUUAGUUCAUGCAGAUUUAAGUGAAUAUAAUUCGAUUGUUCAUAAAGAUAAAUUAUAUAUUAUUGAUGUAUCACAAUCUGUUGAACCAGAUCAUCCCAUGGCACUUGAAUUUUUAAGAAUGGAUAUUAAGAAUGUUAAUGAUUUCUUUUCUAGAAAGAAAAUCAAUGUAUAUCCUGAAAGAUUAAUAUUUAAAUAUAUAAUAGAUGAAGGUGAAUCUUUAGGACUUAAGGAUAAUAGUGAUGAAGAAUUAGGAGCUUAUUUAGAUACGUUACCUUUAAAGACAGAAAAUCAAGAUGAAGUAGAAGAUGAAAUUUUUAGAUCACUUCAUUUAGUUCGUUCAUUAAAUAAUUUAGAUGAAAGAGACUUUAAGAAAUUCUCCGAAGGUCAAGUAGAUACAUUAAAACAGUUAGUUGAUACUAAAGAUAAUGAAGAAAAAAAUGAUUCUCAAUCUGACAAUAGCGAAGAUGGAGAAGAGGAUGAUGAUGAUGAAGAAAGUGACGAUGACAGUGAAGAUGAGUCCGACAGUAGCGAAGAUGAGGGAUCUAAAGAAUGGAUUGAAAAAGAAGAAGGAACUCCUAAAGGAAAGAAAUUUGAAGAUAAAGAUGAUAAGAAGGCUAGAAAAGAAGCUGCAAAAUUAGCCAAACAAGAGAAGAGAAAAACCAAAAUGAAAAAGCACAUCAAAAAGAAGAUCAUCAAAAAGAGGCAAACAGCUAAAUAGAUAUAUGAAUACCAUAUACAUACAGUAUAUCCUAUAUAUGUAUAUAUAUAUAUAAUUAUUAUAGAAUACAUACAUUAAUCCACUAGAUAUAGAAAUUGUUGCAAC